This is a messenger RNA of Aspergillus aculeatus ATCC 16872, 816 nucleotides long. RefSeq lists its product as uncharacterized. The coding region runs from base 1 to 816 and encodes 271 amino acids. Lineage: Eukaryota; Fungi; Ascomycota; Eurotiomycetes; Eurotiales; Aspergillaceae. The record is from RefSeq and is a predicted model, not a curated record. The transcript is spliced from 4 exons.
AUGGCUGAGAUGCGGCAUCGAUGGGAACGAGACGGGUAUCUCUACCUGAAAGGCCUUCUGCCUCGCGCCGAUGUCCUUGAGGCAAGGAGGAAAUACUUCGAGUUGCUUGCGCCGACCGGGAUUCUGGAUCCCCGAACCUCCCCAAUCGAGGGGAUCUUCGAUCGCUCUCGGGACGCCACCGACUUUCCCGGCUUUGGAACCGGUCGCCACGGCACCGGAACCACCACAUCCAAGACCUUCAUGACGCUAGCCCUUCGUGCCCAUGCUGAAGACUGGUAUCGCAAUGAUCUCUGCAAACAUCCGGCUCUCAUCGCCUUCGUCGAGGAAUUCACCGGCUGGGGCAAGAGCACAUGGGCUUUGGAAAGGACUAUCCUGCGGAAUAAUCUCCCUGGAAAUCUAGCCACUGGGGUACACUACGACUAUAUCUUCUUGCGGCAUGGGCAAGACUCGGUCUUGACAGCGUGGGUUCCGGUCGGGGACAUCGCCCUCAACGGGGGCGGGUUGAUCUACCUUGAAAAUGCGGCAGGGCUCUCGGAAGAGGAGGCCAAGACCGCGUUCAACCAGAAUAUGAUGUCCAAUGGCAUGCUCAGUCAGGAUCCGAAGCAUUUUGGUGAGGAGCACCAACGCCAGUGGCUUGUUUCAGCAUAUGAGGCCGGGGAUGUGGUCUUCCAUGACUCCUACAUGAUUCAUGCCUCGACCGUGAACCACGACGAGAACGGUGUCAUUCGGCUCGGGACGGACUUGCGGUUCGUUGAUGGGCGUGGAGACUGGGAUACGCGCUGGGCCAGUACUUACAGGGAUGAUGAUGGGCUUUGA